This is a messenger RNA of Anopheles stephensi (Asian malaria mosquito), 5399 nucleotides long. RefSeq lists its product as uncharacterized. Bases 159 to 5291 code for a protein of 1710 amino acids. Lineage: Eukaryota; Metazoa; Arthropoda; Insecta; Diptera; Culicidae. The transcript has 5 exons. Gene Ontology annotation, molecular function: nucleic acid binding; zinc ion binding. The record is from RefSeq and is a predicted model, not a curated record.
CAUGACAGUCGUUUCUCCUUUCAUUUUCCGCAUGUAUAGAACAACAUAAAAUGUGGUGAACACGUAAAAUUGUAAUUUAGGUUAUUGUUAGCUAUUAUUUCAACCGUUUACUGUAAAUUUCCGAAAACCACACCCAUCCCCCAUCACUGCGCUUCACCAUGGAUUUGGAAGAUCGCGAUCUGGCCGCGCUUGAAGAACGACUAUAUUCCUCCAUCCACCAUUCGUACGAGGAUACACAGCUGGCAAAGAUUGCUGAUGCAACACAAGUCCCUGCUCCGGCGACGCGCACUGUCUCACGCACUACGGUUGUUAACAAUAGCCAAGGCAUACUACCAGCAAACAUGAAACGGUACUGGGUCGGUUCUGCCGCUCCCAGUGCCGGAGAGCGAGCACCGUACGCUAAACACAAUCCAACCGAUUCUGCGACAAAACAAUCGGCACCCGGUGCGAAUGUGUCGGACACCGUCAAGGAUGGUGGUGGAGUUGUUGAGAUAAAGAAGAUGUUUCUGACACCGUACCAAUCACUGCUCGGAAACAAAGACGAGGUAGUUAGCGAAAAUCAAUCACCACUGCCGGAGAAUACUGUCCGAAACCAGAACGUUCCAGAACGUGCAGCAGCGCCGAAACACGCAACGAAAGAACCGGGAUUGCAGUUGAAGAAGAAGAAACAAACCAAGCAGCCCGGCCAGUAUGUGGAGAAACGGUUAGCAAGCCUGCUGAAGCUUAUAGACAAGGAUAGGAAAGAGAACGCCAUGCAAGUGUUGGAGUCGAAGAAAACUAAGGCAAACCAGGUUCGUCAACGGAAACCGGCACCGGUGGUUGUGGCAGAAAUAUGCAUCAAUUCGUCGGACGAAGAAUCACAACCGGUGAAGCGACAGGAUCAACCCGCCGCUACACCGCUCUUGCUAUCGGAUGAAGAGGGGGAUGAAGUCAUCAUCAUACCAACACCACCACCGCCGCAAAUCUGUAUCGAUUGCAGUGACGAAGAAGAUGCCAGCAGCAGCAGUCAGUUCGCCCUUCGGAAAUCGAAGAACGGCAAGAAGCAGAAACUCGCACCCGCUACCUCAUCACGCUGCCACAGCCCGUCGAACAGUUCGAUCAUGUCGGAUGAUUUUAUCGGUCAGCACGAUCGAUCGCGGCUGAACGAUAGCUUCACCGAAAGCAUACCGAGCGACGAUGAACUGGCCAGUACGAUGGAAGGAAAUCGUCGCUCCGGCACGACCGGCAGACCGGCGAAGGAAGCCGCAGAAAAACGGCUUGAAAGAGUUCCCUCCAUCUCGUCGGAAGAUACGGUCGGUACGAACGGGGAUACCACCGAUCAGGAAAAACGUCCAGAAGAGACAGUCAAAGGAAACGCAGGUAAAUCCCAGCCACAGGCGAAUGGUAUCGGCACUGCGAUUAAUGCAAAAAGUAAAAAGGAAACUAAGAAGACUCCCGCGAAAGGAAAGCUUUCGAAAUCUGCACCGGUCUCUCCCGUCGUCGAGGCAGCAACAUCUCCAAGCACCACGUCCAAAGCGAGCGACACUUCCACUGUCGGCAAACCAUCCGGCAAGUCGAAAACGAGAAGCAAAUCUCCCGUAUCGCUUGUGAUGGAGCUCGUGCGCAAGCAGUUUGAUUACAAAAAGACACGUUCUGACGGUUCGGGCAAAAAAACUAAAAAGAAAAAGGAAGCAUCCGCCAAGGAAGCGGGUGCUCUGUCGUCAUCGGACAAACCAUCAAACGAUUGUGCCGAAAAGGAAAACGCUGGCAAAGGCGGCACCUUGGGAACAAAGGGCAAAUCGAAAAAGAUUCCCGUUAUCGAGGAGAAUGUGUCAUCGGAGAGUGAUUACGACAUUUCGCUUAAAGAUGCUUCAAGCACCAGCACACCGCAGGAAUCGGACAAAAGAUUGAGACGCUCUGCGUCCACGUUCAUUGAGCAGGAAGCCGAUGUUUCGUCCGAAAGUGAUUACGAUGAAAGCUUUUUGCAGACGAAGAGUCCCGGGUCCGAAAAGCAGGCGGUUGAGAAGGAACCGAAGAAACGGAUCGGCCGCAAGCGAAAGCAGUACAACUCGGAAACGUACUCCGAUGAAGAUUUUGCCUGCCUGCUGACGGACAUUGUGCGGGCAGUGUCUGACACGGAGGAGGAGGAGGAGGAGGAGGACGAAGACGACGAGGAGGAAGACGAGACUGCAAAUGUAGAUGCUGUUCGUGUUACGCGGACAGUAUCACCAAAAGUAUCAGAAGCAGUAGCCUCCGUGGCAGGCAACGAACCUGUCAGCAACGAUCAGCCAACAUCAUCGAAAGCGGACCGCAAUCCGAAGAAGAAAAGAAAAGUAAAGAAUCCGCCACCGGCUGCAGCUGCUGCAGGCUGUACGGUAGCCACAACGCAACCAACAGACAGGAUAGAUGAAGAGGAACAGCAAGCGCAGCCCGAACCUGGCGCAAAGAAGAGGAAAAAAGCGAAAGAACCAAAAGCAAGCGUUAAAAACGUUGCCGCGGGCGGUAGUUGCAGCACUCCGGAAAUCGCUCGGUUCGAGAAAGCCACCGGCCCUUCGGAACACGUAGCUCCUUCUCCGAUUGUGAAGAGGAAGAAAAAACAAACCACGAAAGGAAGCGUGCCAACAACACCAAACUACACGCUAACGAUCACCGAUUCUGACGACGAAGACAUCCAAAUCGUUGUAAGCGAGCCGGCACGGGACAGUGAGCGGAAAACUCCAACCCUUGGGCCCGACUGUGCCUGGAACGAGGAAAUGAAACAAUUCUACAACACUUCGUGGGCUGGCGAAAACAUGGAUUUGGAAAUGGCUUUAAGAAAGAUGCCAUACGACAACAGACAGUGGCACAUUGUGAACAGAGAUCGGUUUCCCGAGCCACCCAAAAAAGAAAUUACCUGCAGCAACUGCGGUGAGCGUGGCCAUGUGAAGAUCAAGUGCCGGAACGCACCGAAACAGGCGAUUUGCUACAUGUGUGGCGAAAAGGGACACAGGGAACCGCGGUGCCCCAAAACGAUCUGCUUAAACUGUGGCGCAAAAACGCACAGCUUCGUGCGUGGAUGCAAGAGCUGUUCGCGUGACGCUGACGUCAUAUGUUUCCUUUGCGGAAUACGGGGACAUACGCAGCGCAGUUGCCCGGAUCUGUGGCGGCGAUAUCACAGUACGACCGAGGAUAAUGUACCGCUGAGGGAAGGCGUUGAGAAAAACCCCAAAGCAAGAUGGUGCUCGAUCUGCGGCCGAGCCGGACAUCAGGCCCACACGUGCAACGAUGCGCGACGCAUCUUUGGCCAUCCGAUACCGAACGUGCACGUGAGCUCGUACAUGCCAGCCUACCGCGGAGAGUACAAUCGGUACAGCAAGCAUCAAAAUGACGAACAGGAGCGGCGGUUCGCCGAGAAUCCUACUGCCCGGUACAAUUUGUUCAGCGACGACGCCAAUGCGUGUGAGUUCAAUCUGCCCGAGCUGGCCCAAAACGAGAAGGGGUUCUACUUCAGCUUCCUCAGAUCGACUGGCCUGCUGGAAAAGCAUCUGCAGUUCAGCAGGGAACAGGAGGAAGCUAGCAGGUUAUUACGAGAACAACAGCAGCAGGUGCCUGCGCAUCCUGAACCGGCGCCUGAAGCAGCUGCGGCCAUCGAAACGUCUCCCCACGAUCCCCAUCCUGUUGCUCAGAUAAAGGAGGAGGAGGAGUCACAGCCCGGACAGCAGAUAAUGGAAGAAGCCGUUAAAGUUUGCCCGCAAGAACCCAUCGACAGCGAUAUGCCUGCAAGCGACAAUGUACCAGUAGUGGAGGAAAACUCCAACUACAGUUUUUCCGAAUUUCAUUCAGAUACUUUUACGGACAUGCAUAAUUUUUCCGACAGUAUACAACGGCAGGUUGGGGACGAUGCAUUAUCGCCACCAACACCACCACGUCCACCGGCCGACAGUGUUGUGGUGCCGACCGAAAGCAACACCCAGCAACAGCUGCAGACCUGGCUCUCUGAUUAUAUACCUCUAACGGUUGCCGAUCCCGUUCCUCAAACAACACCAUCCCCCGGACCAUCGCCAAUACUGCCGGCGGCAUCAACACCGGAACCAAAUCUCCCCCCAGCAGCUAGUGCCUGUGAAGCGGCGGCGAUCGCACCAACGGCAACGGAGAAUGCAAAGGUGCUGCUCACCAAGCAACAUGCCUCCCAGCUGCUGUCCGAGCAAGGUGCCAAAUUUCUCAGCUCGGCAGGCACACGGCACGGUGUGCAGCUGAGCAUCUUGUUCGAAUCGGUCGGCAAUGUGCUGCUCAUCACCGGUGCGCCCGAGGCUCAGUCCGCGUUUCACGAGCAGCUCGUGCACUACCUGCGCGAAACGGAGCAAGCCGCCGCAAAUGGCAAGUACUUGCAAAACAUCGUACCGAAGCACAGCAACAAAAUGACGCGCUACAUUGCCGGCUAUCUGCGCUGUCUGGUGCGCGAGAAGGACAGCGUGCGGCUGAUGCUGGAGCGGCUGCACCAAUCAACGAACGCAGAAACGCAGGAAAAGUGGCGCCGCAAGCUAAAUACCCAUCUGCUCGGCGUGUGCGGGUUGCGGGAUGGGCGCAAGCAUCUCAACAUGCUGCGAAGCCAGCUGGCGCUGUGCAUGAAUGCGAAUCCCUGGAAGGGCGAGCUGGAGGAGUACCGGCGCGUCAUCAUAAGCGAUGCCAUCCGGUACAUCUUCUCCGGCUACGAUCACAAGAACUAUGACGCGCUGGUGGAAGAGUUCGAGCUGUUGAAACGAACAAACCGGCUGACCAUGCUCACGUUCUACGAUUUGGGCAUUCCGAGGAUCAUAACUCGACCCCAAACCUUGGAAGUGUCGCCGAAGAAACUACAGGGCAAAGGGAAGAAAAGCGGCGUCGGUAAAUCAAACUCGAUCGUUCGAGCGUAUCAGGGCAAAAAGCCGGCCAAGGAACGGAUGGCUCGCCAGCGGGAUGAUUUAACUGUGGAACCUGGUGUUGAUAGUUUCAUAAUGAACACAACGCCCUUCCCGACGAUCGAUCCGAUCCGGUUGCAGCAGCUCGACCACUCGACGCGCUACGCACACCACACCGCUGCGCCACAGGAGCGCGAGAAUGGGUCGUAUCCGGACUGUGCGGGGAAAAAUUGGUCCCAGCGCGACUGGAGACGCCAAGAGUCGGCAAGAGACGAUCGACCCCGUUACCACUGGUUCCGGCAGCAGGAACCUACACACAGCCACAGACACCAGCAAGGCGGUGCGGACAUAUCGCGACUGGGGUAUCGGGCGAACACGCUGCGCGAGCAGGAGUUGGGUCAGCUGCAAAGGAUCCAGGACAUGUUGCGGCGGUAAUGAAAGGCUGGCGGCUGCAUGGAAGUGAAGCGGUGCAUCGCCGCAUUGCGUGAGCUUCGGUGAGGCUUGGGAAAAUACAACACCACUCGUGGAAAUUUACAGUAACAA